This is a messenger RNA of Strongyloides ratti, 1695 nucleotides long. Its product is annotated as Protein of unknown function UPF0568 family-containing protein. The record is from RefSeq and is a predicted model, not a curated record. The transcript has 3 exons. Gene Ontology annotation, molecular function: RNA binding. NCBI's taxonomy places the organism in Eukaryota, Metazoa, Nematoda, Chromadorea, Rhabditida, Strongyloididae. Bases 1 to 1695 code for a protein of 564 amino acids. Gene Ontology annotation, biological process: tRNA splicing, via endonucleolytic cleavage and ligation. Gene Ontology annotation, cellular component: tRNA-splicing ligase complex.
AUGUCUUCUGGAAAAUCAAGAACUCAUCUUUUACAGCUUUCAUCAUCGGAAUCAAGUGAUGUUGGGACAGGACGUGAAAUUGAUUUUAUUCCAAAAUUGGAUGGCAAUUUAGAAGAAAGUCAAGAUGUUGGAACUGCUAGAGAAAUAAAACCUAGUCAUAAGGUUCCAUUAGCUGAUAUUUCUAAUGAUCCUACAAGUGAUGUCGAAACAGCUAGAGAAGUUUCUCAGGGUCCUCAUUCAAUGCCAAAAGAUAACUUAAACAUAAGUGGAUUAAAUCAAGCACUUGGUACUUUAAAUAUUCAAGGAUUACCACAGGCUUCUAGUUCUGCACCCACAGAAAAUCCACAAGUUAUUACUCCUACUGAACAAGUACCAGCUAUAGUUAGCAAUGAAAAAAACCAAUCAAAUGAAAUUUCUUUAACAACAUCAUCUGCUCAGGAACAACCAUCAAAUGUUGUCCCGGUUAGCACAGAAGUCCAGCCCGUUUCAACUGGAACACCUCAAAUCGUUUCUUCAUCAGCUGUUGAAACUGCAAAUGUUGCUAAUCAACCCCAACAAAUUGCUGCACCAGCUAUAAAUGAGACUUCUCAACCAAAUCCAUCUGUUCAAGAAGUACCACAAGUUCAGCCAACUGCUACAGAAGUUCAACAAACUCCAGUUGCUGCUCCAGGUGUAAGUGAAACGCCAUCAACACCUCAACCUGUUCCUCCAUCUUCGGUUGAAACGUUACCAUCAGCUAAUGUCACUUUAACUACAGAAAAUGUUAAUGAAGAGAAACCAAAAAUCAUUGAAGAAGAAAAGCCAAAAUCUGAUGUAAAUGAUAAGUUAUGUGAAAAUAAAUUAAAAUCAAAUGACGUUGCAUCACUUAAUUCAUCUUCAACUGAUGUAGUUCAGCCUAAGGUUGUUGAAUCAGGAACAGAGAAAGCUGCUCCAUUACUUGUUCAUAUUGCUCCAUCAGAAACAGCUUGUGGUAAAAAAGAUGAGGUUAAAGAAGAAGCUUCAAAAGGUGUUAACAUUAUUCCAGUAAAGGAUAGUAUUCCUGAGAAGGUUAAAGUAGAUGAACCUAAAGAUACCACACAUAACGCUGUUAAGGAAACUGCCACACUUAAUCCUAGUGAACAUAAAAUCACUAAACCUGAAACACCAGUAAUCACAAAGACACAAGUUGAAGUUAAAAAUGAGGAUACCAAGGUUAAUUCGCUACCAAAUAAAGUUGAACAAAAAGUUUCUGCUAAGGAGGCAGAAAAACCAAAAGUCGAGGCUACCAAAUCUCAACCAAAGAAAGAGAUACAACCAGAAAAACAAUCUUCUGGAUGUUAUGAUGAGAAGAUAGUUGCAUCUGAAUUAGAAAGUCUAGCACAGAAUUUAGGAUUACCAAAAGGAUCAACACAAGAAGAAACAAUAUCUAUUUUAUAUUUUUAUAUAAAAAAUGCUGAGUCAAAAGGAUAUUUAAAGAAUAUAAUACAAAAACCAAAAAAAAACGACAGAGUUACUGUUAUGUCAAUUGAUGAAGUACCCCUCGGAAUGAAGACCAGUGGGAAUAAAAAAAUUGACACGCUUGCAAAAAUUGUUAGAUUAAAGUAUUUAGAACAAUUCAGAGAUAUUCAAGAGUAUGUAAAUCAAAGAAUUAACAAGGCACAAAUAAUGACAGCUGAUCCUAAAACAAAUAUGAGUUUAGCUAAAGUUGGAUUUUAA